AUGAUUAAGCUAGGAAAAUCCACUGUCACAUCUGAAGAGAAGGCAGAGACGUACACUUCUGCAGAAUCAGCGCCAUUAGAUACUGAAGUCAAGUCGUCCCAUGAGGACGAUGUUGCCGCGCCUUCAAUAUCGUCAUCAAAGCCAGGUUUUGAUAUACCUAACGGGGGAGUGGUCGCUUGGUUGCAAGUCGCCGGGUCAUUCUUUCUGAUUUUUAACUCAUGGGGAAUCGCGAAUACCUACGGCGUAUAUCAAACCUUCUAUGAAGAGAAUAUUCUAUCUAGCAUGGCGCCAUCCGCUAUUUCCUGGAUAGGAUCGAUACAGGGUUUUCUUCUUCUCAUGUUUGGCGUUCUUACUGGACCAAUAUUCGACAUGGGAUAUUUUUACUCGCUGCUCGCGGCUGGGACAUUCUUAAUCGUCUUCGGGAUGAUGAUGACAAGUCUAUCCACGCAGUACUAUCAAGUUCUACUUUCCCAAGGAAUUUGCGUGGGUCUAGGUAGUGGCUGUCUGUUCGUCCCGAGCGUGGCCAUUGUUGCGAUGUAUUUCAGCAAGCGACGAGCAUUCGCGAUCGGCAUUGCUGCUAGCGGAAGCAGUAUUGGAGGUGUCAUCUACCCAGCCAUUUUUCACCAGCUGCAGCCUAAGGUCGGCUUUGGCUGGGCCACCCGUGUGAUCGGGUUUGUCGCUCUCGGAACUCAGAUUUUUGCCCUCGCCGUCAUGCGGCGGCGCAGCGGGCCCACCGCCCCACGACAGAUCAUUGACAAGACUGCAUGGCGGGAGGCCCCCUACGUCCUCUUCGCGCUUGCGACAUUCUUUGCCUUCAUGGGUCUCUACAUCCCCUUUUUCAAUAUCAGCACAUUCGCCGAGGGAAAAACUGGCGCGUCCGUCGAGCUAGCGUUCUACUCCGUCCCAAUCAUCAGCGCGGCAUCGACAUUUGGGCGCAUUCUCCCUGGUCUCAUUGCGGAUCGCGUGGGCCCGCUGAACAUGCUUGCACCAUCCUCUGUGGCUUCAGCCAUCCUCGUAUUCUCGUGGGCGGCAGUGCACAACGUAGGUGGACUCGUCACGUUUGCAUUGUUAUAUGGCCUCGCCUCGGGGGCAAUUGUAUCGCUGGCACCAUCCGUUGUCGCAACUCUCACACCAGAUCUCCGUCGCUUAGGCGGGCGGAUUGGCAUGCAGUUUAGCAUUGCAGGUCUAGGAUUGCUGAUCGGAAACCCGAUCGCGGGGGCCAUCGAAAAUGUGCAAGAACGAGAAUACUUGGGGGCGCAGAUGUUCUGCGGUGCUAUUUUAAUGGCAUCUACUAUAGCAACAAUUGGAGCUCGAAUCGCAAAGACGGGGCCUCGGUUGAUGGUGAAAGCAUAG
This is a messenger RNA of Fibroporia radiculosa, 1353 nucleotides long. RefSeq lists its product as uncharacterized. The record is from RefSeq and is a predicted model, not a curated record. The transcript has 3 exons. Lineage: Eukaryota; Fungi; Basidiomycota; Agaricomycetes; Polyporales; Fibroporiaceae. Gene Ontology annotation, biological process: transmembrane transport. The coding region runs from base 1 to 1353 and encodes 450 amino acids. Gene Ontology annotation, molecular function: transmembrane transporter activity. Gene Ontology annotation, cellular component: fungal-type vacuole membrane.